GUCACCGGGCAAUCAUAAACAAUUAAAAGUGGAAUGUGGUUCUGAAUCAUUUAACCUCUCGCUAAUUACUGUUCACAAUUUUUUAGUCAAGGAUAAUAGUUCCAAUGUUUUUAACAAAAAUACAAAUUUCAUCCUAUUGAGUAACGUCGAUCCGAAAGGUGGGUGGUAGGGUUUUCGAAACAACUUUACUUCUACCUUUAGGAAGCAAGGUUUGAUGUUUUUCAAAUCUAGAGGUGAAUACGCAAGUGCAUUAAACCGUGGUUUAACCAACAGUUUCGGAUUAGGUGUUGGAGGAUUCCGUCCAAGAGCAUGUCAUAAAAUGAUUGCGAGUGAUUAUGUAUUGGAACUUUGCAAUGUCUUCUAUACGGGCCAGGUGGAGCCCAGCACUUGCAUGCAGCGGAUGAUGGGUAGCGUUAAAACGGGAAUUAUUCUUAAGGAUGUAUCUUUGACAGUGCAAUCUGGAGAGGUACUCGCUGUAUUAGGAUCAAAAGGGAGUGGAAAAAAGGCGCUUCUAGAUGUCAUUUCUCGGAGAGUUCAAGGGCCCACGCGUGGCCAAAUACUUCUUAAUAGUCAACCUAUGAGCAUCUCCCUAUUUCAACAAAGGUGCGGGUAUGUUUCUCACAAGUGCGACCUUAUCCCGGGCCUCAGCGUGCAAGAGACUCUGUAUUUUACUCCGACAAAGGUUUCAGGAUACACCAAAAAGACCAAAGUAAAGCAAGUGAUGGCGGAUCUAGCACUUUCACAGAUGGCCAACCGCUGCACGGAAUAUUUAACCCAGAGUGAAUACCGGAGGUUAAUAAUUGGCGUUCAACUGAUUAAAGAUCCAAUCAUUCUUCUACUGGACGAGCCCACUUUGGACCUGGAUCCAUUAAACACAUACUUGGUAAUAUCGAUCCUCUCAAACGCAGCGAAGAAGUACGGAACCGCCAUAAUUCUCACAAUGGAAAAGCCACGAUCUGAUGUAUUUCCAUUUUUGGAGCGAGUGUUGUACCUCUGUCUGGGCGACGUGGUGUAUAUGGGAGGCACUCGUCAAAUGCUCGAGUAUUUUAAUGCGAUUGGUUUUCCUUGCCCACAAUUAGAAAACCCUUUGAUGUAUUAUUUGUGUUUGUCUACCGUGGAUCGCAGAUCACGCGAACGAUUUGUUGAGAGUAACCAUCAAAUAACGGCACUGGUAGAAAAAUUUAAAAUGGAAGGAAAUGCUUACAACAAAGGAGCUUUGUCACAUACACUGGAAAGGGGUAACGGAAUGGUAGGUCACAAUAACAAAAUACCUCUACUGCAGGGGAGGCCUUCGUCUUUUUAUGUAGGUUGGAUCCUUUACAUGAGACUCCUAGUUGCGACAGUUAGUGUACGAAAAGCAGGACUAAAGCAAUUAUUUCUACGAUUGUUUUUUGUUCCACUGUAUUUCUUUAUUUUGUGGUGUUUCUACAAUGACAUAAAGAAAUAUCAACACACCUUUAUAACUCGUAAUGGUUUCAUUUUUAACGUAUUAGCUGGUGUUAGUUUUCUGGGAAUCAUUAACACGGUGUUAAUUUAUCCAGCUUAUCGUACAAGGUACUAUCAAGAAUCCCAGGAAGGUUUAUAUGGAGGAACGUUAUUUUUAAUUACGUAUAAUUUUGUGUCUAUACCAUUUUCAUUUGUCUCCAUACUUGCAGCUAGUGUAAUUGUAUAUCCGUUGGUUGCCCCAAUCGCCAAUGAUCCUUUGCAAGACUUCCUCUUCGUACUCGUUCUAUGGGCUUGCUACAUAUUUACAGAACAGCAAACUAUGGCACUAUUGAUGAUAGUGAAAGACUAUUUAACAGCCGCAAUUUUAAGCAUUUACAUAACAAGCCUCUGUUUGGCACUAAGCAGUGGGAUUUUAAGAUCUAUGAAAGGAUUACCAGAAUGGCUCUAUUAUUUAACGUAUGCAACACAGACCAGGUACGCAGCCGCAUUUUUAAGCAGGCAAGUGUUCUUGGCACCGGAACUUCACGACCCUUUGCCGUACGACGCCCAUCGCAAUUGUAGCAGCAUGGGUCUUAUAGAAACUUCAAACGUAAACGGUUUGACUAACGCCUUUUGCCGAUACGCCAGUGGGCAAGCUUUUCUAACUGAAAGAUACGCGAGGGAAAACACAGAGUUGAUAUUCAGUGGGAUCCUAGAUGUGGAAACGAACAUCGGAGCAUGUUUUGGAUUUGCUUUCGGCAUAGUGAUUUUUAACAUGUUUUUAUACCUUAUACCAUUACCGGCGUUUGUAAAAGCGAAGUUUCGUGAAGAAUAAGUUACUAGUGUAAGAAAAAUGUAUUUAUUUAUUAAAUGUUUUCUCUUGUGAUGAUUAUUGAAAGUA
Photinus pyralis (common eastern firefly) is the source of this 2326-nucleotide messenger RNA. RefSeq names its product ATP-binding cassette sub-family G member 5. Gene Ontology annotation, cellular component: plasma membrane. The coding region runs from base 215 to 2260 and encodes 681 amino acids. Gene Ontology annotation, molecular function: ATP hydrolysis activity; ATP binding; ABC-type transporter activity. The transcript is spliced from 12 exons. The record is from RefSeq and is a predicted model, not a curated record. Lineage: Eukaryota; Metazoa; Arthropoda; Insecta; Coleoptera; Lampyridae.